Fukomys damarensis (Damara mole-rat) is the source of this 2490-nucleotide messenger RNA. It is a transcript of the gene Slc2a1, whose product is annotated as solute carrier family 2 member 1. The record is from RefSeq and is a predicted model, not a curated record. The coding region runs from base 16 to 1620 and encodes 534 amino acids. Gene Ontology annotation, cellular component: basolateral plasma membrane; apical plasma membrane. NCBI's taxonomy places the organism in Eukaryota, Metazoa, Chordata, Mammalia, Rodentia, Bathyergidae. The transcript has 9 exons. Gene Ontology annotation, biological process: D-glucose transmembrane transport; response to insulin.
AUCUGAGGUCAGGAAAUGGCCGAGUUUUCCCAGAGGAGAACAGGUGUUGAACUAAAGUCAAGCAAAACAUCUGAACAUGGGAACCUUCCAGCCUCAGCCCUGCUCUGUGGUAACCUGGGCUCAGACAUGCCUGUGACUGUGUGGUUUAUUUCUCUACAGAAGGUGACAGGCCGCCUCAUGCUAUCCGUGGGAGGGGCAGUGCUUGGAUCUCUGCAGUUUGGCUACAACACUGGUGUCAUCAAUGCCCCCCAGAAGGUGAUCGAGGAGUUCUACAACCAGACAUGGAUCCAUCGCUAUGGGGAGCCCAUCUUGCCUACCACACUCACCACACUCUGGUCCCUCUCGGUGGCCAUCUUCUCUGUUGGAGGAAUGAUUGGGUCCUUCUCUGUGGGCCUCUUUGUUAACCGCUUUGGCCGGCGGAACUCUAUGCUGAUGAUGAACCUGCUGGCCUUCGUGUCUGCUGUGCUCAUGGGCUUCUCGAAACUGAGCAAGUCCUUUGAGAUGCUGAUCCUGGGCCGCUUCAUCAUUGGUGUAUACUGCGGUCUCACCACGGGCUUCGUGCCCAUGUAUGUUGGGGAGGUGUCACCCACAGCUCUUCGUGGGGCUCUGGGCACCCUGCACCAGCUGGGCAUCGUUGUUGGCAUCCUCAUUGCACAGGUGUUCGGCCUGGACUCCAUAAUGGGCAAUGAGGAGCUGUGGCCCCUGCUGCUCAGUGUCAUCUUCGCCCCAGCCCUGCUGCAGUGCAUCCUGCUGCCCUUCUGCCCCGAGAGCCCCCGCUUCCUGCUCAUCAACCGCAAUGAGGAGAACCGGGCCAAGAGUGUGCUGAAGAAGCUGCGAGGGACCGCCGACGUGAGCCAAGAUCUGCAGGAGAUGAAGGAGGAGAGUCGGCAGAUGAUGCGAGAGAAGAAGGUCACCAUUCUGGAGCUGUUCCGCUCCCCUGCCUACCGCCAGCCCAUCCUCAUCGCCGUGGUGCUGCAGCUGUCCCAGCAGCUGUCGGGCAUCAAUGCUGUGUUCUAUUACUCCACGAGCAUCUUCGAGAAAGCGGGAGUACAGCAGCCUGUAUAUGCCACCAUCGGCUCAGGCAUCGUCAACACAGCCUUUACCGUCGUGUCGCUGUUCGUGGUGGAGCGAGCUGGCCGGCGGACCCUGCACCUCAUAGGCUUGGGUGGCAUGGCAGGCUGUGCCGUACUCAUGACCAUCGCGCUGGCACUGCUGGAGCAGCUGCCUUGGAUGUCCUAUCUGAGCAUUGUGGCCAUUUUUGGCUUUGUGGCCUUCUUUGAAGUGGGCCCUGGCCCUAUCCCAUGGUUCAUUGUGGCUGAACUUUUCAGCCAGGGUCCUCGCCCAGCUGCCUUUGCUGUCUCUGGCUUCUCCAACUGGACCUCAAACUUCAUUGUGGGCAUGUGCUUCCAGUAUGUGGAGCAAUUGUGUGGUCCCUAUGUCUUCAUCAUCUUCACUGUGCUCCUGAUUCUGUUCUUCAUCUUCACCUACUUCAAAGUUCCUGAGACAAAAGGCCGGACCUUCGAUGAGAUUGCUUCUGGCUUUCGGCAGGGGGGAGCCAACCAAAGUGACAAGACACCUGAGGAGUUGUUCCGCCCUCUGGGAGCUGAUUCCCAAGUGUGAGGCGCCCCACACCACCAGCCCGGCCUGCUCCCAGCAGCCCCAAGGAUCUUUCUGGAGCACAGGCAGCUGGAUGAGACUUCUAAACUGACAUCUCAGAUGAGCCAGGCCUGGGUCUCCUUUCUUCAGCCAGCAGUGAUGAUGUCCAGAAGAGUGUUCAGGACUAUAAUGGCUCCAGAAUUUUAACAAAAGCAAGACUGUUGCUAAAAUCUAUUCGGACAAGCAACAGGUUUUAUAAUUUUUUUAUUACUGAUUUUGUUAUUAUUUUUUUAUCAGCCACACCCUCCUAUCCCCACACCCCAGGCUUCAGUCCGAGUGGCUCAGUGCCUGAAGGUGGAACCAGGCCCUGUGCAGACACUUGCCUUCUUCACCAAGCUAAUAUUAGGGCUGGACCUAUGGCCAAGGACACACUAGUUGAACUAUGAACUACAAGGCUUCUACCCUAGGCGGUGGCUGUGACCACUCCCUUUGCAGGCCUGGAUCCUCUGCCCUAAGGGUUGGGCUUCAUUUUAGGAUUUGCCCACUCCUGUCUCUUCCUCAAAUUAAUCUUUCCUUGCCUAAGACCAGCUGGGAGCACAGAAGUGCAGGGAGGAGAGGGGAAGGGCUGCCAGGUUCUAGUCUCCUGUGCACUGAGGGCCAGACGAUCACCACGACAAAAGGCUUUGGGAGGCUAACUUACUGCUGAAGAAGACAUGGACACUUCUGCCCUGCUGUUUAUAGAUGGAAGAUAUUUAUAUAUAUUUUUUGGUUGUCAAUAUUAAAUACAGGCACUAAGUUAUAGUAUAUCUGGACAAACCAACUUGUAAAUACACCACCACACUUCUGUAACUUACCUGAAGAGAUAUAAAUGGCUGGUUUUUAGAAACAUGGUUU